This is a messenger RNA of Triticum dicoccoides, 1859 nucleotides long. RefSeq names its product NAC domain-containing protein 92-like. The record is from RefSeq and is a predicted model, not a curated record. The coding region runs from base 585 to 1505 and encodes 306 amino acids. The transcript has 3 exons. Gene Ontology annotation, biological process: regulation of DNA-templated transcription. Gene Ontology annotation, molecular function: DNA binding. Lineage: Eukaryota; Viridiplantae; Streptophyta; Magnoliopsida; Poales; Poaceae.
AUCCGUCCGGCCGCGCCACCGGCCGACGCGCACACGCGGGGAGGGGAGGGUGAUGGAGACCGCCGGCCGGACCGGUCGAGCUACAGGGUAGACAAGGCUUUGUAGCUGUACUAUUGUAUCAUCACCCCUUUUUUGUUGCUUGCUCCCAUACACUUCUUCCUCCUAGCUACAUACAAUUAUUCCCUCCGGUCCGGUCCAGGGCUCCGGCAGCGGCAGCGCCAAGCUAUAUAUAUUUCCUUCCUGCCCACCAAGCUCCCAACCUCAUUCAUACAUACUCUAGCAUCACACAAGGUUCAAGCUACAGCAACAUAGAUAUAUGCCCUGCCUAAUUCCUGCUACCUACUCUACAUACCUAGCUUCUUCUCUCCUCUCUGGAGAUCUUGUCAAUCUCUCUCUCCUCCGUCUAGCUAGUUAGAGCUAGCUCAAUUGGUGCCUUUAGGCAACGAAGUUCAUCGAGAUCUCUCAUCCAUACCCGUAGUACAAAUCGCAAUUCACAAUUCAAAUUGUAGAGAGAGUCGAGCUGAGCUGAGCAGGGGGAGGUUUCAGAGGGAAGAUAGUGCACAGAUAGAGAGAUAAGUGUUUCCAUGGGGCUGAGGGACAUCGAGAUGACGCUGCCGCCGGGGUUCCGCUUCUACCCGAGCGACGAGGAGCUGGUGUGCCACUACCUGCACGGCAAGGUGGCCAACCAGCGCUUCGCCGGAGGAGCCGCCGGGACCAUGGUGGAGGUCGAUCUGCACGUCCACGAGCCAUGGGAGCUGCCAGACGUGGCGAAACUGAGCACAAACGAGUGGUACUUCUUCAGCUUCCGCGACCGCAAGUACGCGACGGGGCUGCGCACGAACCGCGCCACCAGGUCCGGCUACUGGAAGGCCACAGGCAAGGACCGCGUCAUCCGCAGCCCGAGGUCGUCGUCAUCCCGCUCUGGCCGCGCCGCCAUCGUCGGCAUGCGCAAGACCCUCGUCUUCUACCGCGGCCGCGCCCCCAACGGCAGUAAAACCUGCUGGGUCAUGCACGAGUUCCGCAUCGAAAACCCUCACGCCCCACCCAAGGAGGACUGGGUGUUGUGCAGAGUUUUCCACAAGAAGAAAGCUGACACGGAGUACGCCAUGGACGGCGAGCAAGAGAUCGUCGGGGGCAUGGCUCGCAGCGCUGCUGCCGUGAGCGGAUCCAACUACGUCAGCUCCUCCGCCUGCCACGAUCCUCAGUAUCACCACUCGCCUACGGCGCCGUUCCCUUCCCUUGGCGCCGGAGGCCACCCUUACCAGCUCACGUCCUGUGAUCAUCACCACACCCACGGCGCGGCCGGCGUCUCGCUCGCCGACAUGGACCCCUUCGCGGACAUGCCACCGCUGACGAGCUACGACAGCAUCCUCGACUUCAGCCAGCAACUUCAGGGCGGCGGCGCUGGUUUGAGGGACGGCGCCGGGGAUCAGUGUGGUGGGGAGCUGAUGGACCUUGGGCUGCAGGUGCAGGAGGAGCACUACAACUACAACAGCUUGAUGUAGAUGUGAAUAUAUGAUAUGGAUCGGUGGGUGCUGCAUGCUGCUAUUGCUCGGCCAUACACAGUAGUGUGUAUUGGCCAUCAUUAUUCGUUUGUGAUCUUGUGCAGAUUUCGUUAUUUGUGCAUGUAGUGUAGGGUAGAAGCAUAAUACAUACUAUAUACAUACUAUUGCAAUGGGUUAUAUAAUUGAUCUCGAUUGAUUAGGAUAUGUGAGAGUGUGAGGCUGGUGUGUCAUGUACAUAUGUACUGUAUGGAUCAUUUCUGUUGUUGGAGAAUGGUUACAAGUUGGGGCAUUUGAUGUUGUUGUUCGUAUACCUGUAAUGACUAAUAAUUAUCUAUACAUGUUCAAAUUAUAUCA